This is a messenger RNA of Onychostoma macrolepis, 7680 nucleotides long. It is a transcript of the gene als2a, whose product is annotated as alsin Rho guanine nucleotide exchange factor ALS2 a. Gene Ontology annotation, molecular function: guanyl-nucleotide exchange factor activity. The transcript has 34 exons. NCBI's taxonomy places the organism in Eukaryota, Metazoa, Chordata, Actinopteri, Cypriniformes, Cyprinidae. The coding region runs from base 419 to 5470 and encodes 1683 amino acids. The record is from RefSeq and is a predicted model, not a curated record.
UGCAUUUAACCUUUAUUUAAAUUUAAUCAAACAAGUUUCACGGUUUCCUGAUUAUACAUUCAUCUCCAGGGUUAAAGAAAUCUAAAUAAUAAAGUAUUAGAUGAUUUUCAGACGACAUCCGCGUUACCUAAAUCUGAACAAUCAGAGUAUUGUGAUCCUCCGCGCUUUCCGUCGUUCCCAAACAAACUUACUGUCAAGUUGAAGCGCGAGCUUUGGCGUAUUAUAUCAAAACCGGACAGCCAUCCUCCCGUAAGCUUCUGUGGGAUGUUACGUUUCACUAAAAACAACGUGCACGGUUUUGUAAAUACGCUUAUUGAACUUAACCGAACUACUUUCUGUUUACUCUCACGUGCGGUUUUAAUGGGUCAGAAGUGCUUAUGCUGGAGUGGCAGUCAAACCGUCUGAAAUGGAUUAAAUCAUGCUGAUGGAGGAACAGAGCAGCUCUAGACAAGAGGAGGGCUCUAGAGAUAAAGGUGUGCUCUACAGCUGGCAGGGCUAUUUCUGCAGGGUGACCCCAGAGAGACUGCUGCUGUCCAGGCCAGUGCUUCAUGCUGCACUGGGGACUUUACAUGGACUUCUGCUGACAGAAGAUGGGCAUGUGUAUAGUUUUGGCGAGCAGCCGUGGAAACGAGUCGAAUCUCAGCCUGCCGGCCCUGUUAUAGAGAGCGCCCUGAGUGGUCAGCGUGUGAUCUAUGUGUCAGCGGGCAGCUAUCACUGUUCUGCUGUAACGGAGGAUGGCCUCGUCCACAUGUGGGGGGAGAACUCUCAUGGGCAGUGUGGCGUCUCUGGAAUGGACCAGGUACCCAGUCCCACUCCUGUUAAUGUGGUGGAUGGCGAGAUCCAUCCUCCGCAACUGGUCCGAGUCCUGAAUGUGGCCUGUGGAGCACAGCACACUCUGGCCCUGUCAAGAAAGCAUGAGGUGUGGGCGUGGGGUAGUGGCUGCCAGCUGGGACUAGUCACCAAUAUAUUCCCGGUAUGGAAACCCCAGAAGGUGGAGCAUCUUGUGGGAAGAUACGUGGUUCAGAUCGCUUGUGGUGGGUUUCACAGCCUGGCUCUGGUUCAGAUUCUUUCUCCCCCAGAGGACAGUCAGCAAGCUCGGGAUAGAUGUGGGCAGUGUAAGCAGAGCCGUUACACCAUGACUGACAAGGAUGACCAUGUUAUUAUCUCUGAUGAUCAUUACUGCCCACUUGGAGUGGAACUGACUGAUUCUAAAGAAGGCCGAAGGUCAGGACAGAGUUCUCCAGCUCAGACACCACAAAGCAAAAACUCCUCAGCCCACUUCGAAGAAUCCCCGUUGAGCUUGAAGAACAUCUGCGAAUACCCACGUUUUUCAGUCGGAUCUCAGCAAAAUACAACAAGCCAGGAGGCUCAACCAGUCCCUGCUUUAUCCGAAACCGGACAUGCACGUCUACGACGAACCAAAAGCAAUCCCUACCCUGAUGAGCAAGCUCUGACAGACUACCUCAAAAGAAUUUUGGAGCAGACCCUCGCUGAGCAGGCCGAGGUCGCCUCGUUGGGAGGUUCCCAUCCUCCGAGCCGUCAGGCGUCACUUACAUGUCCUUUCCGAUCAGACCAAAGUGAUGAGCUUACACUACGUCCCUCUUCACCAGCACUGAGUGGAACUGAUAUAAGAUACAGACAACGCUGUGCAUCAGAUACUGUCACAGACCGGAAACACUCUCUCCAUUUAAUACCAACACUGGAUUCCACUUCUGAUGAUUCUUCACAGCACUCAAGUGUGGAUGGAGGCGUUUGCAUCAGUGACCUCGUGAUUAGCAAUGGAUGUUUAUUUGAGUCCUGUUUGGGGGAAGGAGAGGCAGCUGGAAUGGACUUCUGUCCAGCAGAUCCUCUUCAAGGCAAGAAGAGCACCAGUCUGACUGACAUCACGUUAGAGGACGCUGAAGCACGUAAUCGCAGAGGGUCUUUACCUGGCUUCUCUCCAGUGUCGCCUUCUGGCAGUCAUCGAAUCAACCAUUUACGGGCUGAAGUAGGUGCCAUGACUACUACGUCUACCUCAGAAUCCAGAAUUCUCCUUCCUUCCCUUUACACUGAGGUGUGGAGUUGGGGGAGGGGCCAGGAAGGUCAGCUAGGUCAUGGAGACUAUUUGCCCAGGUUACAACCUCUCUGCAUCAAGAGCUUAAGUAAAAGGGAAGUUGUCAAGAUCACUGCUGGAGCAAAUCACUCACUGGCACUGACAGCUCAAUGUCAGGUUUAUUCCUGGGGAAGUGACAAAUUUGGACAGCUGGGUCGUAUAAAUGCUCCGAGCACAGUUCCUAAUCUCACCAUGGUCUCUGAGGGUGUCCGUGUGUGGGACGUGGCAGCAGGGCAAACGCACACUUUGCUGCUGGCUGAUGGAGACUGUUAUCAGCCCAUACUGUACUACAGCGGAGAGCAGGUGCUGGAGAGCACUGACAGCGCUCAUCCCCUCUCCGGGACCUACACCCAGAUGCCUACCCUUCUGCCGUUCUGCAUGAAUAUUGGCUAUGUGAGUAAAGUGUUUGGGGGAGGACUGAAAUGUUUGGCUUUGGCCGAUCAAAACGCGAUGGGUUUCAUAGCUUCAGUCCAUGAACUGGCUUCGGCAGAGAGGAAAUUCUUCUGCACGCUCAGUAAGGUGAAGAACGAAAUCCUGAGCCCCCUUCUAGCCCGUGCAAGUUUGGCCUUGUCUCUGGGUCAGUCCUCCAUGUUGCUGUUUCAAGAGUUGGCUGGUAGUUUCAGCAAGCUUUGCCAUCUGACAGGACAGCACUCGGUAUCCCUCACCAACUUCCUGCAGCGAGGCAAAGUGAUCAAAACACUGGUCUUGAUCAAGAACACAGACAUUUUCAUGGACACAUAUAAAGAGUACAGCGAUCCAGUAGGAAACUUGCUUGUUAUGGGAGGAUUCCAGUCGUUGCUGAAGCCCUCACAAGAAUGCUUUGGGAAGAAACUGGAGUUGAUACAGACUCUGCUAGAAUCCAAGGAGAAGAACAUAUCUCCCUAUGAUCUGUUAGUCACCUUGUUUUAUAUGCCCUUGCAGCACCUGCAUGGGUAUAACAGAUUACUUCUGAAACUAGCCCACUGCUUUGAAGUGAACACUGAGGAAUAUGAUUGGAUUCAAAAUGGCUGCUCCAAAUAUGAAGCUUUAGCUCGCCUUGUCAGCAAGCAGAGAAGAGAUGCAGAGGCCACUUUCAAUUUCUGGAAGAACUUCAAAGGGAAGAAUUCGGAAUCCCUGCGUAAGCCGUCUCGUCGUCUGGUUUGUGAGAGCAGCAAUAAAGCUCUGACGUUACAGAACGCUGGAAGAUUCUCUGCCAGCUGGUUCAUCCUCUUCAGUGAUGUGCUGGUUCAUGCACAGGGCACUAUUCCAUCAAAGAAGCUUUUCUCAUCUCAUUACGUCUAUCCACUUGCUACACUCUGGGUGGAGCCCAUCUCAGAUGAAAGUGUGGGCCAACAUGGCCUUAAGCUGACCACACCUGAAGAGAACUUCGUUGUUCUGGCAGCAUCCCCUUUGGAAAAGGGGAAGUGGCUGAGAGCCAUUAACCAGGCCAUUGAGGACGUGCUUGCUCUAGGCCUGAACAGAAGAACACGUGUGUCUAGAAGCAGCCAGAAAGGUGAACCUCCUGAGUCACGCACGUCUACCUACACUUUCAGCAAAGAGGGCCGACUCAAAGAUGCCACCUACGAAGGCCGCUGGCUGUCAGGCAAACCGCACGGCAAAGGGACUCUGAAGUGGCCAAAUGGGACAGUUUACUGUGGCACAUUCAAGAAUGGGUUGGAGGAUGGAUUUGGAGAUUUUAUGACCCCCAACACGACAUUAAACAAGUUUGAGCGUUACCAAGGUCACUGGAAGGAGGGGAAAAUACAUGGCUUUGGCACAUUUUGGUAUGCUUCAGGUGAGGUAUACGAGGGCUCAUUCAGGGACAACCUGUGUCAUGGUCACGGCAUGUUACGGAGUGGAAAGUUAGCCUCUCCUACCUCCAGUAGUGUGUUUGUGGGCCAGUGGGUUCAAGGGAAGAGAACAGGCUAUGGGGUGUGCGACGACUUCAGCAAAGGAGAGAAAUACAUGGGAAUGUGGCUCGAUGACCAGCGUCACGGUGUCGGAGUCGUUAUAACUCAGUUUGGAUUGUAUUAUGAAGGAAACUUCUGUAAUAACAAGAUGAUGGGCAAUGGCUCUCUUCUCUGUGAUGAUGACACAGUCUUUGAGGGCGAGUUUUCAGAGGACUGGACUCUGUGUGGAAAGGGCGUUCUCUUCAUGCCUAAUGGUGACUCUUUGGAUGGGGUCUUUGACGGUCACUGGGGAGCCGGUCUGAGAGUGGCUGGAACUUUUACAAAACCCUUUGAAGCUUUGAGAAGAGAAAGAAAGAUACCUGUGGCUGGUCAACACGCAGUGCCUGCAGAAGAAAAGUGGAAGGCAGUGUUUGAUGAGUGCUGGAGUCGAUUGGGCUGUGAAGCUCCUGGUGUAGGAGUGCAUGAGAAAGCCUGGGAAAACAUCGCCAUCGCCCUCACUGCCAGACGCAGACAACAGAGAUAUCGUCCAGAGGAGCUGAGCCGAUCUCAAACUAAGAUGCUGGAGAGUCUUGAGGUGAUUCCUCAGCAUGUGGGCCCUGUUACUGCUGACUCCUUCAACAACAUCCGUCGGUAUCUCUUGAAGGCCUGUGAUACCCCUCAUCACCCUCUGGGCUGGCUGCUGGAGACCCUCGUGACUGUGUACAGGAUGACUUAUGUUGGUGUGGGCUCUAAUAGACGCCUCCUACAGCAGGCAGUGGAGGAGAUCCAGUCGUACCUAACACGCAUAUUUCAAAUAGUCAGGUUUCUGUUUCCUGGUCUCCCUGAGGAUGGAGGUUUUAUUUUGGACUCUUCCAGUUCCUCAGAUGAGGGCACAGAGUCUCUUAACAGCAGUACACAUUCAGAAACACCACAGCAGGGUUGGUUAGUGAGCAGCUCAAGUCUUCUCCUGCCGGUGUUGCUGCCGAGGCUUUACCCUCCUCUCUUCACUCUCUACACACUAGAGAAAGAGAGAGAGGAGGAGGUGUACUGGAGCUGUGUGUUAAGACUCAACAAGCAGCCCGAUCUUGCUCUUCUAGCCUUCCUUGGAGUACAACAAAAGUUCUGCCCAGUUUCUAUCUCUGUAUUGGGAGAGAAAAAGCAGGUCUUGCCUAGUACUAAAGACGCCUGCUUCGCCACUGCUGUUGAAACCCUGCAACAGAUCAGCACAGCAUUCACUCCCUCAGACAAGUUGCAGGUGAUACAGCUGACCUUUGAGGAGAUCACCCAGGACAUGCAGGCUCUGCUUGGGCAAGAUUUUCUGUGGUGCAUGGAUGACCUCUUUCCAAUCUUCCUCUAUGUGGUGCUCCGUGCACGAAUCAGAAACCUGGGCUCUGAGGUGAGUCUGAUAGAGGACCUUACAGACUCCAGUCUACAGCUGGGACAGAUUGGAUUCAUGUUGACAACUCUCAAAGCUUGCUACAACCAGAUUCAGCUUGAGAAGACGACAUAGGAGGGGUUGGUUUGUGAGCGGUGCAACCACAGCUUUGCCAACUUGCGCACAUUCUUACGGAGUCGGUGCCAUUUAAAUAGACACGGAUUACAGGUCAAGUCAAGAUGUGCUCAUUUAUUUCAGGUCUCAAAAAUAAGCUCACUUUCCACUCAAGCACUGUUCUUCAGAGAUUAAGUCAAUUGUUAUAACUGUCGAGACUCUCACAUUGACCACCUGACUGAUGGUUAAGUUAAGUUACCCCUUGAAGAAACAUGUACAUUUCAACACCCACAUUACCUGGGCAGAAAAGAGACUUUUUCUGUUUUAUACAAGAUAGCAGAAUAAGCACUCCGCAUGUGUCACUAAGGUUAUUACAUGCAAUUUUGGUAAUAACUGACACUCGUUACUAUAUAUGAUAUUCUGUAUCAGUCUGUCUCUGGCUUUUGCACUGAUAUUCAGAUAUUAGAACUUACACAACAAAAAAAACAAUGAGGGAUUUUGAAUGAAUUACCUCAGAUUGACAGUGACUUGAACAAAUACAUUUACCCUGUAUAGAAAUACAGUAAUAAACUAAAACCACCCUUAUUUAUAUAAGCAACAGCAAUACAUUUCAAAUAUUUUGCUGUAGAAAACCAAUACCUAAACUGUUGAAACAUUUGGGGUCAGUAAGGUUUUUUUUUUUUUUUUUUUGGUGGUUGUUGUCGUUUUGUUCGUUUUUGAAAAAAAAAAAAAAAAAAAAAAAAAAGUCUCUUAUGCUUAACAAUGCAGCAUGUAUUUGAUCAACAUACAGCAAAAAAAGUAAUAUUAUAUCUGCUAUGCAAAGCUGAAUUUUCAUUACUCUAGUCUUCAGUGUCACAUGGUCUUUCAGAAAUCAUUCUAAUAUGCUGAUUUGCUGCUUGAGAAAUCUUUAUUAUUAUUCUGAGUGCUGAAAACCGUUAUGCUGCUUAAUAUUUUUGUGGAAACCAUGAUAAUCUUUUCAGGAUUUUUGAUGAAUACAAAGUUCAAAAGAACAGCAUUUAUUUAAAAAUAGAAAUCUUGUUGUGCAUACUGUUGAAAAUUUUAGUCACUUUUAAUCAUUCAUUGCAUCCUUGCAGUAAGUUUUACUUACUGAUCCCAAACUUUUGAACAGUAGUGUACAUAAAUGAUCCUUCUUAAGGAACUUGGUUCAUUAUCACUGGCUUUAGGAAAUUCACUAAAAUGAAUCAGGCUUUCCAGUGCUAUUUAAGAGAGAGAUGGCAUUCAAGGACAGCAUGUGUUUUGUUGUAAAGCAGUGGCAUCAGUUUUUCGAAAACGUAGCUUGUUACUGCAAAAGCUAUGAAAAUAGUUACUGUCACCCUACUGAAAAAUGUAUCGCUACUUAUAACUUGUAAUCAAUACUAAAUCCUAUAGCUGCAUCCCUAGUAAUAAGUAGUUUUUUUUAUUGGUUUACUGGUUUUGUUGCCAUUUUGCACAUUACACAGGGUUGCAGUGUUUUUAAAUAAAUGUGAAGUCUUGCUAUGUAGGUAUUAUAAACUGCAAGUAGAUAUUUUUGACUUAAUAGUGUUAUUGAAGCCCCUACAUGUAAAGUCAAAUAAUAUAUUGUGUUGUAUUUUAAAAUGUACCAGUAUAAUCCAUCUAUGUAACUUUGAAACACCAUGGAUAUUCUGAGAAGUUGUUUCCAUGACAGCAUGCUGAUAUGAAGCUUUUCGCUGUAUGAAAUUUGAUUUAGUUGUAAUUAUAUUAUCUAGUCUUAUCAAGCUUUACCAGAGUGAAUUUAAGAUAUUUUUUUAGAACUAAUACACUGAAGACUAAAGUAAUAUUUUUUUAUGCAUUUUUGCCGUUGACUGAAAAUGUGGCAUUUGACACUAUGCAAUAAGGGAAUAAAAAUGUAAAUGGCAGGGCCCCUAAAGGACCUCAGCAUUUAGUAUUUUGCACUGGAAAAAGUAGCAGUAACCUUCACAUUUUGCUUUUCACGAAUGCCUUUAUUCACGAAUCUGUGUGUGUGUGUGUGUGUGUGUGUGUGUUCCUCUAAAUGCAUCUUUUGUACAUUUGAACAUGCACUGAAAGAGUUUUGCUGAUGUCACACAGCCUUAUUGUAAGAUCUGGUUGGAGGAUGUGCAUUUUUAAUAACUGAUUGCCAAAAUGUAGAGGAUGGCUAAACAUUUAUAUGCAGUACACUGUAAAAAGUGAUAAUAGUACAUAGUACAAAAUAGUACAAAAGUACAUAAUUAAAAAAAAAAAAAAAAAAAAAA